This is a messenger RNA of Melopsittacus undulatus (budgerigar), 3454 nucleotides long. It is a transcript of the gene PICALM, whose product is annotated as phosphatidylinositol binding clathrin assembly protein. The record is from RefSeq and is a predicted model, not a curated record. Lineage: Eukaryota; Metazoa; Chordata; Aves; Psittaciformes; Psittaculidae. Gene Ontology annotation, biological process: synaptic vesicle budding from presynaptic endocytic zone membrane; clathrin-dependent endocytosis; clathrin coat assembly. Gene Ontology annotation, molecular function: clathrin heavy chain binding; 1-phosphatidylinositol binding; SNARE binding. Gene Ontology annotation, cellular component: clathrin-coated pit; synaptic vesicle; clathrin-coated vesicle.
GGGUCCGCGCUCGGGUGACAGGUCCGUCCCUGAGGGCGGAGCGGGGGCCGCCUGCGGCGCGGCGGGGAGAGGAGUCCGUGUGUAGCUCCGUCCCUCCCGGCUAGUCCUUCCCCCCCGUCCCGGCCCCUGAGGAGGCAGCGGAGCCGCGGUCGGUUCCAGCGCCGCCAACAACCCGCCAUGUCCGGCCAAAGCCUCACCGACCGCAUCACGGCGGCGCAGCACAGCGUGACCGGCUCGGCGGUGUCGAAAACCGUUUGCAAGGCCACAACCCACGAGGUUAUGGGGCCCAAGAAGAAGCACCUAGACUAUUUAAUCCAGUGCACAAAUGAGAUGAACGUGAACAUCCCCCAGUUGGCAGACAGUUUGUUUGAAAGAACUACCAACAGUAGCUGGGUAGUGGUCUUCAAAUCCCUCAUCACAACCCAUCAUCUAAUGGUGUAUGGAAAUGAGCGUUUUAUCCAGUAUCUGGCGUCCAGAAACACGUUGUUUAAUCUGAGCAAUUUCCUAGACAAGAGUGGAUUGCAAGGUUACAACAUGUCAACGUUUAUCAGACGAUAUAGCAGGUAUCUGAAUGAAAAGGCAGUUUCCUAUAGACAAGUGGCUUUUGACUUCACGAAAGUAAAAAGAGGGGCUGAUGGGGUGAUGAGAACGAUGAGCACAGAAAAACUCCUAAAAACUGUACCAAUUAUACAAAAUCAAAUGGAUGCACUUCUCGACUUCAAUGUCAAUAGCAAUGAACUUACAAACGGUGUAAUUAAUGCUGCCUUCAUGCUCCUCUUCAAAGAUGCCAUUAGACUGUUUGCGGCAUAUAACGAAGGGAUUAUUAACCUCUUAGAAAAAUACUUUGAUAUGAAAAAGAACCAGUGCAAAGAAGGCCUUGACAUAUAUAAGAAGUUCCUCACUAGAAUGACACGGAUCUCAGAGUUCCUUAAAGUUGCAGAGCAAGUUGGAAUUGACAGAGGAGACAUACCAGAUCUCUCACAGGCACCGAGUAGCCUUCUUGAUGCUUUGGAACAACAUUUAGCUUCUCUAGAAGGGAAGAAAAUCAAAGAUUGCACAGCUGCAAUCAGGGCUAUCACCCUUUUCGAUGCAGUGUCUUCCCUUGCAAACACGGACCUGUUCCUGACAAAAGUAGAUGAAAGGGAAAAACAAGCUGCAUUAGAGGAAGAACAGGCUCGCUUAAAAGCUUUAAAGGAGCAACGUCUAAAAGAACUUGCAAAGAAACCUCAUACCUUUUUAACAACUGCAGCUUCUCCUGUGUCGACUGCAGCAGGAAGCGUAAUGACUACACCAGCCAUUGAUGUUUUUUCUACCCCUAGCUCUUCCAACAGCACUUCAAAGCUGCCAAAUGAUCUGCUUGAUUUGCAGCCAACUUUUCAACCAUCUGUACAUCCUGUAUCUGCUGCUCCACAAGUAGGAACUACCUGGGGAGGGUUCACUCCAUCUCCUGUUGCUCAACCACAGCCAUCAGCUGGCCUUAAUGUCGACUUUGAGUCUGUGUUUGGAAACAAAUCCUCUAACGUUGUCGUAGAUUCUGGUGGCUUUGAUGAACUAGGUGGUCUCCUAAAACCAACAGUGGCCUCUCAAAACCAGAGUCUUCCAGUUGCCAAAGUACCACCUAACAAACUAGUGUCAGAUGAUCUGGAUUCAUCUUUAGCUAAUCUUGUAGGCAAUUUGGGCAUCGGGAAUGGAACUACUAAAAAUGAUGUAAACUGGACUCAGCCAGGUGAGAAGAAACUAACAGGAGGUUCCAACUGGCAACCCAAGAUUGCACCCACAACUGCGUGGAACGCUCCAACACUGAAUGGCAUGCACUUUCCACAAUACGCACCACCUGUAAUGGCGUAUCCUGCCACAACACCAACGGGAAUGAUGGGCUAUGGAAUGCCACUGCAGAUGGGAGGCAUACCAGUAAUGACACAGCCAACUUUAAUAUACAGUCAGCCAGUCAUGAGACCACCAAACCCAUUCGGCCCUGUCCCAGGAGCACAGAUCCAGUUUAUGUAACUGUGUUAGACAGAAGAGAAAGGAACGUUUCCAAACAGAUGUGCUCACCAGUAAACCCCACGUCCAGGAAACAACAGUGAACUUCAGUCUCUCCAACUCUCCUCCUCCAUUCCGUGAUGCAGUGAAAUGAUGAAGAGCGAUGAAGGAACCUGGGAUGACUCCACAAGAAAACAUCACUACAUGAUACAGAGCCAAGAAUUGCCAUCAGUUCAGCCUUCAGAGCUGGUUUAUGUCCUGGUGACUGACACCUCAGUACUCCCAGCUUCUAAUAGCAUCCGUAAUGGGUAACACACAAAGAGAAGCCUCAGUUCUGAGAAACUGGGAUUGGUGUUUGGAAUGCUGUCUGGAAUGGGGAUGUGUCCUUUACUGUAACAAGACUUGGGGCAGGGGAGGCUCAAAUCCUAACUCUUAAUUCUGAAGUUCCCUUUUCUUCAGUCCUCACACACGUAGGCACAGCAGUAAUGGAAAUUAACUUUUUUAAACAAGUCUAUAUUCAGUUUGCAGUAGACACUCCUUAUGUAUUAUUGUUUGUAUUUAUUUAUGAUUAUCAAUUUAACAUUAAUAUUGUAUCAAACCUCCCCCCAACCUCCUUCUGGAAAUGAGUAUGGAUGUAUACAGUAUGUCUGAUUUAUCUCCACAAAGAAUGAAUCUGAUUCAGAACGCUUUUCACACAGAGCACUAAAUACUGUCAAGGUCUGAAUCUAAUGAAUUCUCAGUGUAAGUGGGAAUUAGGGAAGAGCUGUAAAACCACGUUAAUCCUGAUAGUCAAUUCCGUGCCUCGGAUCUUUGCAAGGGAACAGUUACCUGACUAGGAGAAGCACUACAUUUUUAAUUCAGCAUUAGUGCAUCGGGAAGGAACUUUAUUGCUUUGUGCUUGGCAUGUCAUUAUUUUUACAGUUGACAUUAUAAGGCCUUUCCAAAAUGAAUGUGAGGAAUUGCUUUCACUUUAUGACUUCCCUUCUUUUCUGUAAUAAGAUGGUGUGUGUUUGGGGAGGGGGAGAAGCCUUUUCAUUUGGCGAGUGCCAUGUUUCUGAUCACGUACCUUUUAAAAGCUACAAACACCAAGGGGGAAGCAGCUUCCUUACGUGUGUCUAAUGGGUGUUUAGUUAACGAAGACUUAAAGCCGCACUGUUGAUCGGUGCUCUCUGUAAAUACACCAGAACCUUGGGGUGGAGCUUGGGGCCUUCAGAAGGACGGUCCAGGAGGUGAAAGCAAUUCUGUACAUGAGUCGAGCAUACUUGCUGCAUUGUCUCUGCAGAUUCUAUUUUUGUUUAAGAUAUUAAAACUGUAUGUUAGCAAAACUGGGUGGAUUUUCCAAUAAAAUGCAGCUUCCACACACCUUUUGUUACGGUAUGAACGUCUGAGGUGCUUCUUUUCUUCAUUUGCUGCUUAAAAAUGUGCACUGAUAACUGCUUUGUUUACUUAAUAAAAUACCAAAUGUAUUUGA